Messenger RNA from Bemisia tabaci, 2042 nucleotides. The record is from RefSeq and is a predicted model, not a curated record. NCBI's taxonomy places the organism in Eukaryota, Metazoa, Arthropoda, Insecta, Hemiptera, Aleyrodidae.
GCGCAUAUAUUUCAACGAGUGCUCGAGUUCCGCUGAGGAUGAGGAGCUUACAUAGAGUUCCACACGGAAACUGGGCCGGAUUUUCACAAGAGAAGCCACCUAAUUUUUAGUUUAUUCUUCAAAUUUGGCUGAAUUAACCUUAUACCAAGUCAUCGGAAAAUCGCAGGAUGGAUUUCUUAGAGACCCUGUUUUUGCUACCGCCCCUGCUGUACGCACCAUUUCUGGUAGGAUCCCUGUGCUUGGUGAUCAACUACCUGGUCUACUCGCGGCGCGUGGCCCAGUGGCGCAAGUCGAACAUCCCUUUCCUGGCCCCGAGCUUCCUCAUCGGGCACAAGUACUUCUGGGGCGUCGGGAGCAACUCCGCAACUGUCGUCCCCCUCGAUCGCAUCUACCGGGAGAAUAAAGACAAAGACCUCGUCGCUUUCUUCAUCGCCACCAUGCCUGUCGUUCUACUUCGGAAACCGGCACUUAUCAAGCAGGUAUUUGCGAAAAACUUCGACGAAGCGUUCAAAACUGGGUUUGCGGCGCCCCACAACAAUAAGGUUGUAGAGCUCAUGUUGGUUCAAUCUCCUUUCAAAAGCGUCUGGAAAGCCCAGCGGAGCGCGCUUUCGCCCAUGUUUGCGACGGCGAGAUUUGGCGGUGAGGAAUUCGCUAGGAUCAGGAACCAGAUCGCCCACAUGUCGACCCACGUUGAGAAAGCGCGCCUCCAUGGGAAGCCUAUCGACAUCAAAAAGGUGGCAAUGAACUUUUUCCUGGACAGCAUCUCCAACAGCUUUCUCGAUUUGAACGACAACUCAUACGAAAAGGAGGGAGAAUUUCGUAAAUUCGUUAAGAAUUUUAUCGAGCCAGGGUGGGACAAACUGCUGAGCGUAUUUGCUCAGAUGCACCUCCAAGGGAUGCCAACUUUGGAUUCGUUGCAGUUCAUCACUCAAAAGCACAUUGAAUAUAUGAAGACUUUGCUUCAGAGGCAGAUGAAGCAGAGAAGUCAGACCGGUGACCAAAGAAAUGACCUUAUCGACCUCCUCAUCAGACUCAAAGAACAAGACCAAAAUGGAAAACUGGAUUCAGAGAUGGACAUGACAAAUAAGACGAUGGGCCUUGGAUUAUCCUUCCUCCUGGGUGGUUUAAAAGGCUUGGGGACAGUUGACAUUUUGAUAAGUUUUACCGUGCACUUGUUAUCCCUCCACCCGGAACAUCAGGAGCGAAUAAGACAAGAAGUGGAGGAGGUCAUGAAAGAACACAAUACCACGGAAAUCACUUACGAGGUUGCUCGGGAUCUUCACUUCCUCCAGCAAUGUCUACGCGAAACGGCACGUUUGUACCCGAAUACAUCAGCACUAACGAGAGUGUGUACGGAGGACUUUACCCCGGCCGGCACCAGCUACAAUUUUAAGAAAGGCGAGCUUAUUAUUGUCGACCCUUACUCCAUCCACCGAGAUCCGGAAUACUUUAAGAAUCCGGAUGUGUUCGACCCGGACCGGUUCAGCUCGGAAAACAGAGAUAGUAAAUCGGUUGAUGCUUUUCUUGGCUUCGGAAAAGGACCCCGAAAAUGUCCAGGUAGCAAUGUUGGUCUCCUACUAGCGUCGACUCUGAUUGGUUCUCUAGUGCACAAGUACGAGGUGAGACCACGGUCUCACACGAAGCAAAUGGAUGCUCACGAUUUCCAUCCCCGGAGUUUCGGCAUCGUUCAUAAAGAUGACGUCCUUGUUGACGUCGUGCCCCGAGAGAUUCUCGCUUAUUGACUACUGAUCGAUCACGAAUAAUAACAACCUAUCGCUGAUGUAUUUUAGGACGCCUUGAAACAAUGGUGAUUCUCGCAGGUUGGCAACAAUGCACUUCUUCCAUUUAAAUCCACCAUAAAAAAUCAAUGGAAUAGGUGAUCUGCCGAGCCAAUCAUCGAUUGUUUUAUAUUGGGUGUUUAAUUAUAGGUAGAAUUCAGCACUUUGACUUGCGAGACUGCCACUUCAAACAGUUUUAGUUAAACUUAUUAUUUACAGGAAAUAUAUUAUUUUAAAUUAUAAAAUAUUUUUUAAUUAAUCUUA